UUUUACUGCUGCCAGCUGAGGCCGGUGCUCCGCUGCACCGAUAGCGUGUAACUGAUGUUAGAACGGUUGUCCGUGAGAAGUGUGUCUUGGCUCCUGUUCCCGUGCCUCCUGGCUGUGCUCACAAACCUGUGGCUGACUUUGCACGGGACCCACAAAGGUUCAGAAGCGGAGGCCGAAGGAGGUCGCGAGCUGCUGGUGGGAGUCGUGUCCGCGCGCCACCACCGCGAGCUGAGGCGCGCGCUGCGGGACACGUGGGCGGAGCGCGUGCGGGAGCACCCCCACAUCCGGGACAGGGCUGUGCUGAAGUUCGUCAUCGGCAGACACGGCUGUCCCGUGCCGGAGGAGGACAGGGAGGACCCGUACUCCUGCGCCCCGCUCAAUUUCACAGAGCCAGUGGCAGGGCAGGAGGUGGAGAUUAUCACUGGAUUUGAUGCUUCAGUCCUCACCUCUUCGGAGGUCUCUGUGGUGAGCCUUCAGUUCAAGGUGCUACACCCCAUCGUGAUCACACGCCUGGGGGUGUUUCCCAGCGCCCCCACCUACAUGUUCCCUGGAACUGUUUCUGUAAGGCUCUUCCCACUGGGACAGGAGGUGCCUGUGGUGAGUGCCCAUUUUGGCCCCAACAGCACUGGCACUGAGGUGAAUGGUGUGUGGUAUAAAGCAGUGGAGCUGUUCAUCCUACCCAGGGGGUUCGAGGGGACGCUGCUGUGGGAGGGUGUGGAUGCAGCUGAUCUGACAACAAUAAAUGUCUCCCAGGUGCACUUGAAUGGGGGAGGGGUGCUUAAAAUAUCACUGAUUGAAGAGGGAGUUUUACCACACAGAGGAGCACGUGGUUUCCCUGGAUUGGCAGGAAUGUUCACCUUCUCUGUCCACGAUGCGGAGGGGCUGACGGCGAUGCUGCGGGGGCGGCCCGAGCGAAUUAAGAGUCACAGGGCUACGCUGGAUCAGGAGGAGGUGCUGUUGCAGCAGGAGAGUCGUCAGCACGGUGAUGUGGUGUUUGUGGAUGUGGUGGACACCUACAGGAAUAUUCCCUCGAAGCUGCUGCUCUUCUACAAGUGGUCAGUAAAAAAUACUGCCUUCAGCCUACUGCUGAAGACUGAUGACGACUGUUACCUUGAUGUUGAUGCUGUGUUGAUGCAACUAGAUCAGAAGCACUUCAACAGGAGGAACUUCUGGUGGGGAAAUUUUAGGCAGAACUGGCCGGUGGACAUUGCUGGGAAAUGGCAGGAGCUGGACUACACUGGGUCGGUGUAUCCGGCCUUUGCCUGCGGCUCUGGCUACGUGGUCUCCAGGGAUGUAGUCGAAUGGCUGGCAGACAAUGUGGAGAAGCUGAAGGUCUAUCAGGGAGAAGAUGUAAGCAUGGGGAUUUGGAUGGCAGCUCUUUGCCCACAAAAAUACCAGGACUCGCGCUGGCUUUGUGAGCAGGGCUGCUACGUGGACAUGCUGUCCUCCCCCCAGCACACAGCGGAGGAGCUGCGCUCACUGUGGCACAAGAAGAAGGCCUGUGGAGACCCCUGUGGCUGCCCCUGGGGCCAACCCUGAGCUAGAGAUCCUUGGUCCAGUGAAGCUAGACCCCAGACGUCUUGCAGCUAAAGACAGCGCACCAGAACUGUGUCUCCGUCCUCA
This is a messenger RNA of Scleropages formosus (Asian bonytongue), 1623 nucleotides long. RefSeq names its product UDP-GalNAc:beta-1,3-N-acetylgalactosaminyltransferase 2-like. The transcript has 13 exons. NCBI's taxonomy places the organism in Eukaryota, Metazoa, Chordata, Actinopteri, Osteoglossiformes, Osteoglossidae. Gene Ontology annotation, biological process: protein O-linked glycosylation. Bases 55 to 1539 code for a protein of 494 amino acids. Gene Ontology annotation, cellular component: Golgi membrane. The record is from RefSeq and is a predicted model, not a curated record. Gene Ontology annotation, molecular function: UDP-glycosyltransferase activity; hexosyltransferase activity.